AUGAGGAAAUAUAUAACUUACACGUUACUGGAGUGGCUUACGUCUAAGGAGAAUAAAAUCGGCGGUGCUAAAAUCGUGCUGGCCUCCAAAAGGGUCAAGGAAAGAAUCGACUUUCGUCCACGUAGUAAUGUUUUUGAUAACGGGACGAUAUCGUAUAAAAGCGAUCAGUAUUAG
Molecule: messenger RNA, 174 nt
Organism: Ostertagia ostertagi
Lineage: Eukaryota; Metazoa; Nematoda; Chromadorea; Rhabditida; Trichostrongylidae
Source: the annotation of a GenBank genome assembly